Molecule: messenger RNA, 1934 nt
Organism: Otolemur garnettii (small-eared galago)
Lineage: Eukaryota; Metazoa; Chordata; Mammalia; Primates; Galagidae
Gene: RAC1
Product: Rac family small GTPase 1
Exons: 3
Coding region: 47-430 (127 amino acids)
Biological process (GO): establishment or maintenance of cell polarity; cortical cytoskeleton organization; actin filament organization
Cellular component (GO): cytoplasmic vesicle; plasma membrane; cytoskeleton
Molecular function (GO): GTPase activity; protein kinase binding; GTP binding
Source: RefSeq, a predicted model, not a curated record
CGUUUUUACUCUGUUCUACAGCUUUGACAAUUAUUCUGCCAAUGUUAUGGUAGAUGGAAAACCAGUGAAUCUGGGCUUAUGGGAUACAGCUGGACAAGAAGAUUAUGACAGAUUACGACCUCUAUCCUAUCCACAAACAUGGUAUCCUGAAGUGCGACACCAUUGUCCCAACACUCCCAUCAUCCUUGUGGGAACUAAACUUGAUCUUAGGGAUGAUAAGGACACGAUUGAGAAACUGAAGGAGAAGAAGCUGACUCCUAUCACCUAUCCCCAGGGUUUAGCCAUGGCUAAAGAGAUUGGUGCUGUAAAAUACCUGGAGUGCUCUGCUCUCACACAGCGAGGCCUCAAGACAGUGUUUGAUGAAGCUAUCCGAGCAGUUCUCUGCCCACCACCGGUCAAGAAGAGGAAGAGAAAAUGCCUGCUGUUGUAAACGUCUGAGCCCCUUGUUCUUGGUCCUGUCCCUUGGAACCUUUGUACGCUUUGCUCAAAAAACGGUGGAGCCUUUGCACUCAAUGCCAAGUUUUUGUUACAGAUUAAUUUUUCCAUAAAACCAUUUUGAACCAAUCAGUAAUUUUAAAGUUUUGUUUGUUCUAAAUGUAAGAGUUUAGACUCACAUUCUAUUAAAAUUUAGCCCUAAAAUGACAAGCCUUCUUAAAGCCUUAUUUUUUGAAAAGCCCCUGUUCUUGCUCAGAAUAAGUUGCCAAAAUACCUUCUGAACUAAGUUACAUUGUUGCGCUAUGAACACUAAGCACUAAACUGUUUUUAAAGACCUUUGUCUUUAAGAAGACUGAAAUUAGGAGAUGCAGACACUUUCUAAGUAGUUUUCAGAUAUGUAAAGCAAGUCAGCCUCUUUAAGGAAAUGUUGCCAUUUAAUGCAUAAAUAAUUUUAUCAGCCCACGUUCAACACAUAACAUUGUACUGUAUAUCAUAAUGGAAUGAGUAUAACACCUCUUUGGAUCAGUCUUUUUGAUUUCAUAGUGAAAUUUUUAAAAAGUUGAUCAGCUUUUGCUGAGUUUCAACAGAACUCUUUACUCAUGUUUUCCUAUAAUGAAGUAUUCUUCUCUUAGUCGUGGGUGUGCUGGGGUGGAGUGUGUAAAACACUUAACAUGAUCAAAGGAUGAAGACAGUAUUUUGACAAAAUAAGAAGUAGAGGUUAAUUUACACUACAUUAUAUACAAAAUAAUCAAACUGAAUAAAAAUGUCACGGGUACAAAUUUUAAAAGGUUAAUUUCUUUUAAAUGCAGAUGAUAAAAGUUGGUAUUAUCAGUAAGUGUUUUCUUAAGAUUUUCCUGUCUCUUACACUUGCCAUCCCUCCCAAAAUUGGGCAUUUAAUUCAUCUUUGAACUGGUUAUUUCCUUAGUUGCUAACUUAGUGUUUUUCUAUAGAAUUCCUUCUUAAUGAGCAAUAUGCCUCCUUGUAUUAUAAAUCUUUCUGAUAAUGCAUUAGUUUUUUUGUAGAUUAGUAAAACUGCUUUCCUGUUUUCAUGUUACUUUAUUCAGAGCUAAUAAGUGCUUUUCUUAGUUUUCUAGUAUCUAGGUGUAAAAAUCAUGUGUUGCAGCUUUACAGUUUUAAAAAUAUUUUAGAUAUUCUUAACCUUUGAGCCUUCCUAACAUCACUGUCUUGCCAGAUUACUAACGGUGUCACUUGACUCAAUUGCCCCUAUUUACCUCACCCACACGGACACAUGCUUCCUGUAAUUGCUUUGCCUAACAAUGUUACUUGAGUCUGUGAGGUUCUGUAAACUGUGCUAGUGCUAACAAUGUUCUGUACAACUUAACUCACUGGCAAGAAUACAAUGUUGGAUCUUUCAACCACUAGAACAAAAUUUUUUAAAUUGACAGUUGCAGAAUUGUGGAGUGUUUUUACAUUGAUCUUUUGCUAAUGCGAUUAGCACUAUGUUUUGCAUGUAUGACUUAAUAAAUCCUUGAAUCAUA